CAUCAGAACUUGAUCUUCAGGUAUCUUCAGAACCGUUCAAAAAUCCAGAUCUGGCUCUAUGAAAACGUUAAUCUUCGGUUAGAGGGCUGCAUUGUCGGUUUUGAUGAGUACAUGAAUCUUGUGCUGGAUGAGGCUGAAGAAUACCACGUCAAAACAAAAACCAGAAAGCAUCUCGGACGUAUUCUGCUAAAGGGAGACAACAUCACACUCAUUCAAGAAGUAGAACCAGGAGCCAGUGCUGGAACCUAGGUAGCACUAAUCUCUGAGAGAUGUCUAUUACAUGCAAUUCUCAAAUCACGUGUAAAUUUUGUGGGGUCACAAACAUGCUUAAAGUCCAAGAAUCUGAAAUCCGGGUAAUUGAUUAUUAGACAAAUCCUUCAUCCCUUUAUCAUGGAGAACCGUAUAUGGUGGAUGAUAAUCAGCAAUUUUUAUCAGGUACUCCAUUAUUUGGUCGAGUAGCAUGGAAGUAAAACACUUGAGUACAAUGUUAGACUAUUUGAACAAUUUUUAUUGUUGUGGGCAUUACCAAAUUUUACUGGUAGAGUCAGUCUUGUGAUACACAUAUGGCGUUAUCUGUAGAAAAACGUUUACGAUGGCUUCAUUUCUACAAUUUGUACGAUUGGCUACAGUUUUCCCAUAUUGUUAGAUAUAAUGUGAGUGAGGUUAAAUUGUUUCAGUAGGACAUUUAGUCUCGGAUUUAACACUAUCAUUCCAUUAAUGUUCCUGAAAACCUAACAAACGAUAUCACUUCAUCGUUCCUUGCUCGAAAACAUCAUGUUUUGUAAUAAAACUUGUAAAAUU
Messenger RNA from Priapulus caudatus, 801 nucleotides. RefSeq names its product small nuclear ribonucleoprotein E-like. The annotation marks the transcript as partial. Gene Ontology annotation, biological process: spliceosomal snRNP assembly; mRNA splicing, via spliceosome. Gene Ontology annotation, molecular function: RNA binding. The transcript is spliced from 4 exons. The record is from RefSeq and is a predicted model, not a curated record. Gene Ontology annotation, cellular component: U1 snRNP; U4/U6 x U5 tri-snRNP complex; precatalytic spliceosome. NCBI's taxonomy places the organism in Eukaryota, Metazoa, Priapulida, Priapulimorpha, Priapulimorphida, Priapulidae.